Saccharomyces kudriavzevii IFO 1802 is the source of this 996-nucleotide messenger RNA. RefSeq names its product Gtt3p (gene GTT3). The record is from RefSeq and is a predicted model, not a curated record. The transcript has a single exon. Bases 1 to 996 code for a protein of 331 amino acids. Lineage: Eukaryota; Fungi; Ascomycota; Saccharomycetes; Saccharomycetales; Saccharomycetaceae. Gene Ontology annotation, cellular component: membrane.
AUGUCGACCAAGUCUACUUUUAGUCGCUGGAAGAAGGCGGACCUGAUUGAUCUGGCCAACAAGCUGGAAAUCGGCGGCUUCCCCAACUACGCAAAGAAGAGCGACAUGAUAGAUUUCCUUGAAUCUCACUUGACCCAUCUCGAGAAGCCCGUGGACUUCAAAGACGACUACCCGGAGCUGAAGUCUUUUUAUGAGUCGAUGACGGUGGACCAGUCCAAGGAUGAAGAGGACGUGUCUGGGUCCGGAUCUUCCGACACGGCCGCAAAUGACUCCGAUCUGGAGAAGGCCUACAUCAAGGAGGACGAUGAGAGGUCGCAAUCUGGCGACGAAGUCAGCGCGAUGAGGCCUGAUUCAAACACGAGUGCGAGCGCGAGCGCAAACGCUAAGGCGAACUUCAAUUUGCUGGAUUUCAGCUCGGAUCACAACCCAUCUACGUCCGCAUCGACGAGAUUCAAGUUCGAUUUCCACGAUUACGUCUCUGACAUAAGAUAUCACACGCGAAAGCUGAACGAGAACGUUCAGGAUUAUCUGUCCACUAUUUCUUCCGUCGACACCAUCUUUUCCCUCGUGGAAUUCUCUUUUCUGCUGAGAAAUAUAUUAGCCGCCGGGAAGCCGACCUCCUCCACUUCUUCGCUCGCAUCGUCGCUCGAAGCCGCCGUUGCCGCCCACAACAAAUACCAAGAUGUGCUGGAUUUCUGCCUACCUACACUCACGUGGCUGCUCUUCUUUAGAGGCGUCCCAACAUUGGUGUCGUACUACAUCAACUUUAUCCGGUACGACCUGGACAUCGAGUUGGACCCAAUGACGUUCAGUCUCUCGAAGUUGCUAAUCUCUUUGGCAAUCUUCAAAACCUGUAAUGAUAAAAACUUGGACUUCCAAUCUUUUCAAUGCGUCAACCAAGUGUGGGCCCAGCUCUGUGCCGUGAACAACUCCCUGGGCAUGGUGCCUGUGGUGUUCUCUAUGGUUAGCUGCCUACUGGCUCUAUACGUACUAUAG